This is a messenger RNA of Ornithodoros turicata, 1217 nucleotides long. It is a transcript of the gene SPARC, whose product is annotated as SPARC-like. The transcript is spliced from 8 exons. Gene Ontology annotation, molecular function: collagen binding; extracellular matrix binding; calcium ion binding. The record is from RefSeq and is a predicted model, not a curated record. NCBI's taxonomy places the organism in Eukaryota, Metazoa, Arthropoda, Arachnida, Ixodida, Argasidae. Gene Ontology annotation, biological process: anatomical structure development. Bases 132 to 959 code for a protein of 275 amino acids.
GUUUGGACGGCCGAGCCCGCCCACUUUGCGUUGCGUGAAUUUCUCUCACUUCAAGAACGGUUUGCGGACUGUGUUUGACCGGAUCUCCACAAAGGCGUUCUCUCGGGCAUCGCAAGGGGCCAGAGACGGACAUGAGGACGUACAUCGCGCUGUGCCUGUUUGCAGGCCUACUCCUGGCGGCGGAAGCUCGGUCGAAGCACCACCAUGGGAAGAAGCACGUGAACGCCAACUCUGAAGUCGAGAUGGUCGCCCAGGACGAGAAGGCGAAAUUGGAAGAGAAGCGCGAAGAAGAACUUGUCCUGAAGGAUCCCUGCAGCAAGGUGCGCUGCGGUCCAGGCCGCCGAUGCAACGUCAACGAGGAUCGGACCGCCACGUGUGAAUGCGUUACCGAAUGCGCGCCCGAACCUGAUGACCGGCGGAAGGUCUGCAGCAACCACAACGAGACCUGGGAUAGCGACUGUCUCCUCUACCAGAUGCGUUGCAUGUGCGAGGAUGAAAAGGAAGGCUGUAAAGAUGAGAAAUACGAGCACAUGCACGUGGACUAUUACGGCUCCUGCAAAGAGCUACCCAAGUGCGAGGGAGACGAGCUCGAAGAGUUUCCACGUCGCAUGAGGGAAUGGCUCUUCAACGUGAUGCAGGACCUCGCACGUCGCCACAUGCUCGGUGAGCCAUACAAGAAACUCGAAGAGGAAGCAGAAACGUUGCAGGAACGUCAAUGGGUUAACGCAGUCAUCUGGAAGUUCUGCGAUCUCGAUGCUCACCCUCACGACAGGUCCGUCUCCCGCCACGAGCUGUUCCCGCUCCGAGCUCCCCUCAUUUCUAUGGAACACUGCAUCGCGCCGUUCCUCGACAGCUGUGACAGUGACAGUGACCACAUCAUCACACUUAAAGAGUGGGGAGCAUGCCUUGGAUUGGAAGAAGGGGAAAUUAAAGACAGGUGUGCUGAAAUCACAGGCUGAGGAUCUUGCAGAGAGCUUCGCAAUGCCAGCAUACCCGACGUUAUGUGUGCUAGAGUUCCACACUGCCAUUUAUGAGAGUGUUUUCGUGUUGGAAUUGUUCUCUGUACAGUGUCUCGAGCUUGUACUACAUGCGCAACAUGACCAGCAUGGCUCCUGUUCAUUGUUAAGCUUGCCUAGAGAAGGCUUUGUAAAAUGUAUGUACUUAAAUGUUGAUGACUGUCUGUUGUCUAACUUAAAUAAAAAUUGUGCUACAAAAUA